Messenger RNA from Syzygium oleosum, 3138 nucleotides. RefSeq names its product pentatricopeptide repeat-containing protein DOT4, chloroplastic-like. Gene Ontology annotation, molecular function: RNA binding; protein binding. The transcript has 2 exons. Gene Ontology annotation, biological process: RNA modification. NCBI's taxonomy places the organism in Eukaryota, Viridiplantae, Streptophyta, Magnoliopsida, Myrtales, Myrtaceae. The coding region runs from base 210 to 2159 and encodes 649 amino acids. The record is from RefSeq and is a predicted model, not a curated record.
UUUUUCGCAGAUGAUUACAAAAGACAUAAAAAAAAAGUUAAUCUUUCAUCGAACCCAUUUGUUUCGAUUUGAUUCCAACACUUGCUAGCAACUUGCAAUCGUGCGCCAGUAGGGGAGUCGUAUAGUCCAAUCGAGAGAUAUCUGAAGAGAGAUUUUCGCAGUUAUCGGGUGGACUGAAUGAGGAGUGAAGAACUUCGUUGUGUAAUCCUAUGAUCUUCAGGAGCAACCGAAUUCGUUUUCCACUGAAGAGCAUUUGCGCUCCGUGCCCACCUCCUGUUUCUAGCGUCGCCAACCACUACGAAUCCACGAAAAUUCUUAGCAGCCACUUCAAGUUCGGGAAUAUAAGCGAAGCAGAGAAGCUGUUCGAGAAAAUUCCUGAGAAAGAUGUAGUUUCCAGGUCAAUCAUGGUUCAUGGGUACGCUAAAAAUGGGUACCGCGAAAGAUCCAUGGAGGCUUUUUCUCGAAUGAGAAUGUCCGGUGUGGUACCGAAUUCUUUCACCAUGGUUGGUGUCGUCGUCAGUGUUGCGGGUUUUAGCGACUUGUGGCUCCGAUGUGUUCAUGGAUUGAUUGUUAAGAAUGGGCAAGAGCAUAAUUUGAUUGUGGGCACUGCAUUGUUAGAUGCUUAUGCGAGAUGCCGAAAUGUUAAUAUCUCUUACAAGGUGUUUCAAGGGCUUAAGAACCCGGGUUUGAUUUCCUUUAAUGCGGCCAUUACUGGGUUUGUGUAUAAUAAUCUUUUCAAGGAGGCCCUUGUAUUGUUUAACCAACUUAGGAUGGUUGGCAUUGUACCUGGUAUAGCGACAAUGGUGUCCGUUGUCCAAGCAUGCGCUGCAUUAGGAUCACCGCAACUAGAAUCUGUUCACAGCUUGAUUAUGAAGGUUGGUCUUUCGUCACAUGCAUCUGUUAACAAUUCGAUUCUGAACAUGUAUUCUAGUUUACUGGAUUUAUCUGGUGCUACAAAAAAUUUUCAUUUGAUGGAAAAUAAAGAUAUCAUUAGUUGGACUACUAUGAUGAGUUUAUUUAUCCACCUUGAACGUGCAACUGAUGUGAUGAAGCUUUUCCACGAGAUGAGAGACGCUGGUACCAAUCUUGAUGAAGUAGUUGUUGUCAACCUGAUCUCUGCUUGUGUACUAUUAGGAGAUUGCACUAAAGGUAGACAAGUACAUGCUCAGGUUAUUGUUUGUGGGUUUGCUAAUGAGGUUUCUGUUUUGAACUCUCUUGUUGCAAUGUAUUCGAAGUGUGGUCAAUUAGAUCUUUCAAGAAUGGUUUUUGAUCGCACAUCCAAGAAAACAGUAACUUCGUGGACAGCGAUAAUUUCAGGAUGUGCACAUUUUGGACGUCCACAAGAGGCUUUGCGCCUCUGGGUAAGAGCACGAGAGGAAGAAAGCUUUCGCUUUGAUUCAAUUUCAUUGGUUGGUGUUAUAGUCGCUUCUGCGGAGCUCGCUGCACUGGAUCUUUGCGAGCAGCUUCACUGUCAUGCAUUUGGAUCUGGUUUUUUGCCAUGUAGAGCAGUCCAGAAUAGUCUCAUAUCAGCAUACUCAAAAUGUGGGCUCAUGGAACCAGCCCUCCAUGUGUUCAAGGAGAUGGGUUGUCUUCGAGAUAUAGUCUCCUGGAAUGUAAUAUUGAAAGGUUAUGGAGUUAAUGGUGUCGGAGAAACUGCAGUAAGUUUCUACAAUGAGAUGAGGAUGCAGGGGGUGGAUCCUGAUAGUGUGACUUACUUGAUUGUCUUGAAUGCUUGUAGUCAUGCCGGGCUGGUGGUAGAUGGACUAAGGAUUUUCAAUCAAAUGGCUGAAGAGAGCAGAAUUAGGCCUCACAAGCAGCAUUUUAGGUGCUUAGUUGACUUGCUUGCUCGUGCGGGAUGCUUGUCAGUUGCACAGGACUUUGCCAACAAUGUUUUGAAGCAGGCGGGCCCAGACAUAUGGAAGGCUCUGCUUAGUGGGUGCCUGGUUCAUGGGGAUGUGGAGCUUGCGGAACUGGCAGCAAGAAGGUUAUCCAAACAGGAAAUGAGAAAAUCAGAUCAAGUUGUGCUUCUGUCAAAUGUUUAUGCAUCAGCUGGGAGAUUUAAGGAUGCUGAAGUUCUGAGAUUCAGUAUUGAAAAUAAAGGUUUAACAAAGAACAAAGCUGUCAGCACAAUCCAUGGAAUGGCGAUUGAUUUUGGAUGAAAUUGCUUAUAUGGAUAAUUUAUCUUGUUAGCCUGGAUGGGUGGGUUUUGAUGCAUGAUUUCAUUGAGGAACCUAUCUCUCUUGUUUCUCACCAAUUGGCAAUUUGGUCAGGGAGUGCUCUGUCCUCCUACUAUAAUAUUUUGCUACACGGUGGUCUUAGGAGAAUCGUCAGAAUAAAUGGCAGAGAGUUACUUGAGCAAGUUUUCGCACUCUAUUGUAUUGGACAAUGCUGCACAACGUUCCUCCUCGGGCUUCUAUAACUACAAGCAACUGAUGUGAAACCUGGCCUGAUGCUCCCAGGUGGUUCUACUGAACUAUGUUCACUCUGAAGAGUUAUUCACCUAGAUGACAAAUAUAUAGUAGCGCGACAUCUCGGAUGUGAAGAAGGAACUAUAUUCUUCUGAUGUGUCAUAUCUCUCUUGGAGAAGCAUCUGUCGAGCCGGGGUAGUAAGGCUAUCAACCUGUAGAUGGAGUAGGGCAUUUAAACUACUCAGGAGGACGCCUUGAAGUUAUAACCUCUCUACUAAGCAGAACUGUUAAGAGUCUGAAGGAGAAAGAGGGUAUUCCAUAUCAGACGAUGAUGAUUGAGUUUGAUCUAGUACUACUUUGCCGGGUACUGCUGCAGCUAUAAUUCCAUUAUUUCUUUCCGGUUUUGCUUCGCUAUAGCCCUGAAAUUAGAGAACAGCAUUAAAGCCGAAGGAGUGGAUCAAAACUCGUGGGUUGAAUUGCCUGAUCUAGGCGUAUUGCAUUUGCAGCGGAUCCGGAACUGAGUGUUCUUCUGGUGGAAGGUGCUGAGAGCAAACCAUCACAAGGGCUUGAUGGGUGAUGGAGAUAAUUAUCAGCUUGGAUUAGACAUUGGCUUCUCAUAGAUAUUUCUGUUUUCUUAAGAAGACAUGGAUCUAUUUUUUUUUUCAUUUAUGUAAAUCUCUCUUUCAAAAUGAUGUCAAUGUGAAUUUUAAAUCGAGUUGUUCUUUAGUCA